This is a messenger RNA of Diaporthe batatas, 705 nucleotides long. RefSeq lists its product as uncharacterized. The coding region runs from base 1 to 705 and encodes 234 amino acids. The record is from RefSeq and is a predicted model, not a curated record. The transcript has 2 exons. Lineage: Eukaryota; Fungi; Ascomycota; Sordariomycetes; Diaporthales; Diaporthaceae.
AUGUCGAACGAUCAACGGGCAGGACACGCUGGGACCAGAGAAUACCUAGAAUACGAGAGUUCUAGGGCUGGUGCCCAAGUGCAAUACCACUACGCAGAUGAGUAUGAGCGACGAAAUGUCCGAGCCCAGCGACAGGCAAGACGCAUUGCAGAGUACAACGCCGAGUUCCAGCGCGCAAUAGCACGGGGUCGAAGAUUCGGUUAUUUCCGGGAUGUCGAUACCGAAAGAAUGAUGCCGUUCGAGCACCUAGGGGAGAGCCAGAGCGUGAAUGAUCUCAGGCGCACACUUCAAGCCUACGCUGACCAAUCAUACCCAGCCGAUGCUGCUGAGUUGAUCUACGUUGAGGCAUUCACGCGCCAGCUCAAAGAUCUAAAAAAGGUCUUUGCUGAUAGCUGGACCGGCGCAGAUUUGUGUCUCCGUCACGAUCGGUCAGAUGAGUGGAGCGAGCUUCUGAAUGUAUUCACGGGGUUUCUCCGGGAGGGAAACAACUUCUACGACAGAAUACAAAUGUUCAUCACGAGGGAGGGACGGCGCCGCGCUGAUGCUCAAGCUGCACGACAAUUCAUGACCACUUUCAACGCCGGCCGUGAGCGAGCAGACCUGACAGGUGACAUGAGACGCUGGGUCCGGGAUGUAGAGGAGCAAGUCGCCUCGUUUCUAAAUGAGGCGCAGGCAUUUCAACGCCACUACGAGAAUGCGAGAUGA